Molecule: messenger RNA, 6646 nt
Organism: Armigeres subalbatus
Lineage: Eukaryota; Metazoa; Arthropoda; Insecta; Diptera; Culicidae
Gene: mtd
Product: TLD domain-containing protein 2
Exons: 18
Coding region: 809-4531 (1240 amino acids)
Biological process (GO): response to oxidative stress
Cellular component (GO): nucleus
Source: RefSeq, a predicted model, not a curated record
ACCAGCUGCUUUUGCUCAGAAUCGCUUUGUGGUCGUUUCAGAACUGUGUGUACCAAACCCGGGUAGUUUUUCUUUGCAUCUGUGCAGAGCUGGUGAACGGGGUGUGAGGUGGAUUUUGAUACUCGCUGAUAAGUCUCCCCUCAUCCGCGCUGGGAGUAAAAGAGAGCCAACUAUCUGCUGGUACUCUUCCGCGAAGGACAAGGUGAAAGUGGCCAGACAGGAAGGACAUCUGGAUCGACUUGGUUCGAAGAGCUCCGGCACUUUGCCAUCGGAUUUUGCUUGCUGCCAACAACGGGUGGCCGUCCGGUCGAAUCGGAUUAUCUGAAUUAUUUUUUUUCGGGUACGGUUUGUAAGUGUAAGACGACAUUUUUCGCAGUUGUUAUUACCUGUUCUCCUGAGAGAUGUCAAUUAGUCAAUGAGUAACAACUAGUGAUAGGAAAAUUAGCAAAUCGAUUGAUUCCUUCUCAAAGGGUGUUCCCUUAUACAUGUGUGGUUGUUAUUUAAUGUGUUAUUGAUUUGUGGUUCAAAAAAGCUAUUGUCAAUAAGUGCAUACAAGAGAGCCAAGAAGUGGAAAAAUCAAAUCGUGUUUGUGAAUAAGAAAAGUGUUUGACAGCAGAAGAAAAAUCAAUUUAUAGUGUCAUCAAUAUUGGCCAUCAUACCAUCGAACGCAACUAGCAGCUCUACGUCUGUUCGGAGCUAUACGUUCAGCUGGGUGAAGAGCGAUUAAUUAAAAUCAGCUUUCGCGUGCGCGCGCACUCAUCGGCAACCCCCACCGACCGACCGGCGACCGGCGAAUCGAAACUAACCGAUGGCAACGCCAACUCGCGACUGUUCACCGAAGCCGCGGCCGGCUUCAAGCACCAGCAGUGCCGGGAGCUUUAGCCCGCACACCUCGACGUCUUCGCUGUCGUCGUCAUCGUUGUCGCCGUCGCCCUUCCAGCAGCAACACCAUUCCCAUCAUCACCAGCAGCAGCAUCAAACGCUGCAUCAUUCGCAUUCGCAUCAGAAUCAGCAUCAUGCUUCAUCGGCGGGACCGGCCAGUGCCAAUUCGCUCGAGUCGGCCUUUUCCUUUGCUGGCGUGAGCGGAAGUCCGACCAAAUUAUCGCUGUUCAGUAGCUCCAAAAUGUCGACCACCGGAAGUCCACCGACGCUCCCGACCGGUCCUGGGCCCAGCCGGCAACGUUCGCUGCGUGAUCGGUUGCGCGAAGGCAUUACCGGAAGUCUAACCUGGCAGACCCGCCGAGCUAGUCAAGAUGUGAUACUGUCCAAAAGUUCGGACAGCCUCAGUCCACCCUAUCGAAGGAGCAAAUCGAGGAGCGUUGAUCAUGGAUUGGCUGCACCCUUCGAUCUAGACUCCUUGCGGUCCAAAGUGGAGGGCCGCUUCGAAAGUAUUGAUCGACUGACAAAAGAUGGCGAAAAGAAGCGCUCUAUGCCGACGAUACCGACCACUUCGUACACCGUUGGAGACCGGGAUACCCUAACUUCGGUGGCGGCCCGCUUCGAUACCACACCGUCGGAGUUGACGCAGCUGAACCGGCUGGGAAGUUCGUUCAUCUACUCCGGCCAGCAGCUGCUGGUGCCGGACAAGACGGCAAAGCCGGGACCCGGAUCGACCGGCGAUGGUGACUCGGAUGCAAGCACCGAACGUUCGUCGCACAGCCCCACCGAGGGCCGCCGCCGUGGCUCCAACGAGGAUCUGUCACAGGAUGAGAAAGAUCUACUGGAAGGACUUCGCCCUGGUUCACCGAAACCGGGACACAUUGAGCGCGUGGCAACGCCGAACAAUCAAAGUGGUGGGGGUGGCGGAGGGGACACGGCAGCAGGUUUCAACGAUGAUGACCCCGUUACGAUCCAACGUUUCCUCAAGAUCAAUGUGCGGCACAUUACCGAUGGCCAAGGAGUGGUGGGCGGUGUCCUAUUGGUCACUCCCAACGCAGUUAUGUUCGACCCCAAUGUGUCCGAUCCACUAGUCAUCGAGCAUGGUCCCGAGAGCUAUGGCGUCAUUGCGCCCAUGGAGUACAUCGUCAACGCUGCCAUAUUCAACGAUAUUGCCCACAUGCGGGUACAGGGCGCUACCGGCGGUAACGAAACAGCUGAGAAGGCUGAAAUCUACUACCCGGUGCCGGAGAAGUCAUGUUCUCGCUGCGACACUCACUCGCCCGGCAAGGACUCCCUGCUGGUGAAAGACGAAACAUUUCCGGAGUUGGGUGUGGGCUCGGUAGAGGGCUGCGACGAUCAGGAAAGUAUCUGCUCGAGCAACGAACGCGAAGGGGACGCUUUCCCAAAAGCUUUCGAACGUGAUCUAGUCACGCCAAACAACCUGCAGCGCUUGCAUGGCGAUUCCACCGAGAGCGGCGGUAGUUCGGAGAAGCCUCCGUCGACAGAGCCCCCAUAUUUGAGCUACGAUCGCGACUCGCAGUCGCAGACACCGAACUCGCUGGACAACAGCAGUACCGGUGGACAGGAACCGACCGCAGCGAGUGCCACCGGCAAGAGUUCGGAUAAGACUGACAGCAGCGGCAGCGGUAAUAAAAUCAACAACAAUAUUCUGCAGGACCCAACAGUGCGCUCCCUGGAGGACCGCCGACGGAGUCUGCUGGACCAGCACUGGGCCAUCCCCAGCAAGGAUAGAAUAAAAUGUUAUUGCAAUCAAACCUUAUCCCAAAGAUCACUGGAUGACGAGGAAGCGGCCAGUACGGGUAGCGGUGCCACGGUUACUUCCAGUGGAACGGCUCCCCCUACCAUCGGAGGUGGUGUCGGUGUCGUUGGGGACGACAUUGUCGUUGCCGCCGAUGGGCACCUGGUGAAACAGUCCUGUCACGAUUCCGGCAUCGACAUUCGGGACCCUAACUCACUGCCAACGAGUGGCGUAGUGGCAGCAACGGCUGCAGCAGCAGCCGCAGGUCAAGCUGCCCCAAAUCAAGCGGAUGUUCCGGUUGUGGCACCAAUUCCCACCAAAAAGGUCUACAGCGAUGCGGACAUUGUGCUCAGCGCCGACUGGGUGCCUCCGUUGACUAUCGCCCCAUCGCACUGCAUCGACAGUUCACCGAGAAACUCCUCGACCACAUCUUCGCAGCACAGUUCCCUGUCCAUCACGCAAGCGGAUCCCGCUAGCCGGAAGAAGGCCUCCAGUGUGAGCUUCAGCGUGGAGGAACAUGAUCCCCACAAUGCCUCCCAGCUGGACAAAGGAGGUGAAACGAAAAAGAAUAAGAUGCUGAAACGGCUAUCUUAUCCACUUGCCUGGGUGGAAGGCUUGACCGGAGAAGCAGGAACUACCACUCAGAAAUCAGAUUCGAUCGAAUCUGCCCCGAACACAGGAGAUUCCAAUCAAAGCGUAUUUUCCAAAGUUUUCUCAAGGCGCUCCUCGAUAGGCACCUUCAUCCGGCCGCAACCGUCGGCCGAAGCCGGCCCCGCAGCCAAGCAGAAACAGGCCGCCCCGAAACUGGACUACCGCUCGAUGGUUUCGAUCGACGACAUGCCAACACUGUUUGUUAGCUUCGACAAACUAAUCCCACGGCCAGCCCGUGCCUGUCCCGAUCCACCAAUGUACCUCAGGUUGCGCAUGGGUCGCAAAAUCGGCAAAAACACCCCGCUACCGACGACUGUCAUGUCCUACGGCAAGAACAAACUGCGGCCGGAGUAUUGGUUCAGCAUCCCCAAGAACAAGGUUGAUGAGUUGUAUCGAUUCUUGACUGCUUGGGUUCAGCACCUGUACGGCGAGUUGGACGAGAAGACCAUCAAGGAACGUGGCUACGAGCUGAUCCAGAACGACACCGAUUGGGCCACGAAGGGCGGCAGUCCGACCAAGGACGGACGAUCGGCCAGCGAAGGUGAAAUCACCGAAUACACCCGAGAAUCGUGGGAGAUGCUGAAGGCUCCAUUUGUCAAAACCUACAACAUUAUCAAAAGCCAAACCGGAUCCAACGAUUUGGAUGGUUGUGAGGUCCUGUCUAUGAGCACGGAUGACUAUCGGAAGGCGACGCUGUUUGCAACCAGUUCCUUCGAUCAAGAAUUCCAGAUUCCGGACUUGAUCGGCCAGACGGAGAUCCUGAGCGAGGAGCAUCGGGAAAAACUCUGUGGCCACCUGCCAGCACGUGCCGAGGGCUACUCGUGGUCCCUGGUGUUCAGCACAUCGCUGCACGGAUUCUCGCUGAAUUCGCUGUACCGGAAGAUGCACAAACUGGAGAGCCCCAUCCUGAUAGUCAUAGAAGACACGGACCACAACGUGUUUGGUGCCCUCACAUCCUGCUCGCUGCACGUGUCCGACCACUUCUACGGAACGGGCGAGUCGCUGCUGUACAAGUUCAAUCCCCACUUCAAGGUGUUCCACUGGAGCGGGGAGAACCUUUACUUCAUCAAGGGCAAUCCGGAGAGUUUGGCGAUCGGUGCUGGAGACGGAAAGUUCGGUCUCUGGCUGGACGGUGAUCUGAACCAGGGUCGAUCGCAGCACUGUAGCACGUACUCAAACGAGCCAUUGGCGCCACAGGAGGACUUUGUUAUCAAAACUCUCGAAUGCUGGGCAUUUGUCUAAGAAAAACGGAAACAAAACAAAAUCGAGUGGCGAGCCCCCUUAUGAUGACAGGGGCGCAGUGUGUGAGUGUGUAUUGUGAGCUGGUGCAAGAGUGAGUUUGUGCGACUUUUGUGGGUGUGUGCAUGUGUUCGAGACGGAGUCGCAUUGCUACAAGGGCUGAGAUAGACAUUAGUGCAUAAUUGUUAAGAAGCAUAUAUAAAUGUAAUUGUAACUGUAAAUCGAACUUGCAGAUAUGAGGAAAAUAUAAUUAAACUUUUAGAGAAAGCGCUACUUUUAAGAAGAACACUAUAACGAUGGAUUCUAGAGCAAAACGAAAGAUGAAGAUUGUGUAAUAGACGUUAAAAGCAACACAUGAACCAUUUAUAAUGUGAAGAGAAUUUAUUAGUGCAACCGCAACGUACGUUUUGUGGAUAGAGACGGUACGAGUGUAGGAAGCAAAGGUUGCACCCAUAUGGAGGGGUAAUAUGAGUUCUUAGCUUUAAGGAGUGAGCCUCCGGUAUAAAGAGGGGCCCGUUGUUAAGAAAAUAUAUAUUUAUAAACAUAACAAGAGUAGCAAAAGUUAAAAUUUGCAAUCCAACUCUGAAGAGGACGGUUCAUAAAUAUUAGUAGACGCCACUGGAGGAUGCAUUUGUCAAGUGCUCCGAAGGCUUAGCCAGAUAUACUAAAGAUACCCUCAUACAAACAUUUGUACUUUUGGCGGAGUUCUUCUCUCUUUCUCCUUCCGUCAAUCGCUUUGUACAAACCCCAAGGUGCAAUACGAAGGCUGUUUGAGAGAAAGAUUCUCCACUAUCCUCAAAGCAGAAUCCAACUCUUGUACGCGCAUAUGUUGAUUAACCUCUCUAUAUAUUAGUGCAAAUAACGAAUUAACAAAUGCAAAGUCACCGAAAGUAAUUACAGAAGAUAACUAAACAGCAGUUUAUGCUGCAGCUUCGUAAUCACCCAUUAAACAAAGCAUAUAGGAAAAAUAUACUAACGAUAGUAAGCAAGAAAGGAAGCACAUGAUGCUUAAACAAACCAACAACACACGUAAAAUGAUGAUUGUGUUAGAAGUAAAAUGUUCAAACUUAGAGACUGCUUUUCAUUUGUUAAAAAAGAAGAAAAACUGUUGUGACAAAAGUAGACGAAGAAGUCAACGUAAAACACUUUGACCCUCCCAAGAAACCGAAACACAAAAAACACGCAUACACCAAUCACCACGAGGAAGCCACCCUUAGGAUGACCCACCCAUCCUUUGGUGCUGCUCCUGUCCACGUUGCACGUUGAAGUCACAUUUCUGUGCUGAUAGAAGAGUAAAUUCGUUCGAGUCAUCACACAAUGUUAGACAAUAAACACAAGCCAGCCGUUCAUCGGAAUUAAAAGUAUAUAGCACGAAUAUUGAGCAAACGUAUUAUAUUUCGCCAAUGCAUGUCAAUUCAAAAAUCGAAUGAAGUAAAGGGAGGCGAAGAGUUCAAACGAACGUACCAGAGUGAUCAGCGUCGUCGUGGUGGUUUGUAAAUGAAACUAAAUGGAUAGUUGCAGGGUUUUGUUAUUAGCAGAAUCAAAAUUGGAUAUUGUUUUGCUGCUAGAAUUCGUUAUUUUUUUAUCGCAUAUGUUUAUUAUUUGUUCAAACUCGUCCUGGAAAUAUGACAGAAAUGAUAACAGGUCCCGGGGUGCGUGAGCCAUCUCGGGAAUCGCCCGAACGAUAAGAACGUGCACUUUCUUUGUGCUUUAGUUUUAGGCAUAUUGUUUUUAAUUUAUUAUAUUUUUAAAUAUUCUACAUCCAUAUUAAACUUAUACACGUCUUAUUUAUAUGUAAAAGUACUGUGGAAGAGCAGAUUUUUAGUUUCAAAAGUCAUAAGAGUCAACAAGUUACAAUGAAUCCAUUUAAUCCAACACAACACUCCACGAAGAAUUCGCGCAGAAGCAAAACACACGAAUAGACAACAAACAGUAAAAGCAGGACCGUUUCGGCACUAACCAGUCGUUACGGGAGUAGAUUACACUUUUUUUUCUGUGGUAGGCGUACCUAAUUAACACAAAAAGAAAAUCAAGUUGUUGUAAUUCAUUAACACGUUUUACAUGUGAAACUAUGGUAAUAAAUGAAGCAAACAGUGAUUACAUCUAUUGCCAUCUUGA